Molecule: messenger RNA, 2916 nt
Organism: Pungitius pungitius (ninespine stickleback)
Lineage: Eukaryota; Metazoa; Chordata; Actinopteri; Perciformes; Gasterosteidae
Exons: 18
Coding region: 113-2512 (799 amino acids)
Biological process (GO): microtubule-based movement
Cellular component (GO): kinesin complex; nucleus; microtubule
Molecular function (GO): microtubule binding; ATP hydrolysis activity; microtubule motor activity
Source: RefSeq, a predicted model, not a curated record
CUGUUGUGAGUUUUCAUCCAAAGAGUCAGGGAAGGUGGAAGAUCUCCAUCCAUCACGCCUGUGUCGGACUAAUACGUUAAUCAAUAGACGUGUUGGUGCUUCGUGUCUCAAGAUGAGUCCAGUUAAUUUGACGGAGGAAGACGGCAUCAGUAUGCAGCCUGUUGACAUGGACUUGACUUGUAUGGCUCCUCGUGGCAGCACUUCAUCCCUGCAGACUGCACUGCCUGGUGGUGCUCAGCAGCAGACCAUGAGUGUCUACCUCAGAGUGCGGCCCUUCUCUAAAGAGGAGCUCGCUGACAACGAGGAUCAGGGUUGUGUAGUGAUUGAAAACAACCAGACUGUGACCCUGAAGGCCCCAAAGGGUUCUGCCACCUUGAAGAGCAGUGAGAAGGGCAUCGGCACGUCCCUCCACAAGUUCUCCUUCUCGCAGAUUUUCGGAGAAGAGAUGACCCAGUCCGAGCUUUUUGAGGACACCGUCAAAAGCCAAAUGUUUGAUUUCUUGGAUGGGAAGAAUGCGCUGAUAUUCAGCUACGGUGUAACCAACGCAGGCAAAACCUACACAAUCCAAGGAACUCCAAAAGAGCCGGGCAUUCUGCCUCGAGUGCUGGACGCCACCUUUCACUACAUCGGGGGCCGCCUGUACGAGGGGAUGGACCUGAAGCCGUACCUCAGGAACGAUGCUCAGUAUCUGGAUCCUGACCAGGUCCAGCAGGAGAGAAGUGCUCAAGCUGCCAUUUUUGCUUCAGUCAAAGAUGAGUUAGAUUCUUUUGGACCCAGUGGUGGUUUAGGGUCCUUGUCUUCUCCCCCCAGGCGUGUCUCUUCCUCCCCCUUGUCCAACGAUCAAAGCGGGGAAGCAAGCAGUGACCAGUUUGCCCUGUGGGUGGCGUUCUUUGAAAUCUACAACGAGUGUGUGUACGAUCUGCUUCAACCUCGUUUGUGCUCAAAGUCCAAGAAACGCGCUGCUCAUCGAGUGUGUGACGAUGGCGCUGGAAAUGCUUAUGUCAAAGAUCUCAGGUGGAUUAACAUCCAAACUCUGGGCGACGCCGCCAAGCUGCUACAGUUUGGGAACAAAAACAGAAGUGCGGCAGCCACCAAGAUGAACCAGUCGUCAAGCAGAAGCCACAGCAUAUUUACCAUGAAGUUACUGAAAAUCGAUGGCACUACAGUGGAAAGGAUCUCUGAGUUUUCUUUGUGCGACCUGGCCGGCUCGGAACGAUGCAACAAAACCAAGACCUUCGGGGAGAGACUGAAGGAGGCAGGGAACAUUAACAACUCCCUGCUAAUCCUGGGGAAGUGCAUCAGCGCCCUCCGCAACAAUCAGACCGACCGAGUGAAGAGCAGCUACAUUCCUUUCAGAGAGAGUAAGCUCACCAAGCUCUUCCAAACGGUUUUCUGCGGGAAAGGAAGAGCGUCGAUGAUCGUCAACAUCAACCAAUGUGCUUCCACCUACGAUGAAACUCUCCACGUUAUGAAGUUCUCUGCUGUCGCCAAACAGGUGGUGCAGGUGAUCCCAGCCAAGCCACUGGGGUCUCUGGCUCCUUGUCUGGUCGACCGCGAUGGCAAGCCUCUGGUGAGGAACGGGGUGAUCGACAGCGAGGCCCUGGAGAGCUACCUGUCGGAGGAUGAGCUGCUGGACGAGGAGGACGAGGCGAACAUGUCUCUGCUGCCACAGAAUGAGCUCGUGAAUAUAAUUGAGAGCCUGCGAACCAAACUCCUGGCUGAGCGAAGAAGGAACCUGGUUCAGGAAAUGGAGAUUCGGAAGGAGAUGGGAGAUGCCAUGUUACAACAGCUCAUGGAGAGUGAAGAACUCCGCAUUCGGCAGAUAGAGGAGCAGAAGGAGAUUUACCAAGAAAAGCUGGAGAACACUUUUGAGAUGUACAAGGAUGCUAUUAAAGAGCAUGCCUACCAGUGUGCAAUGAACAAUCUGGAGGAUGACUAUGUGCCUCUUGACGAGUUCAUUGCUGAACAGGACAAAGUGGAGGCCCUGAAACGUAAAGUGUCAGAGUUGGAUUCCUUAACGUCCGGCAAUGGACGCUGUGUGUGUGCAGCUCUGAAAGUGGACCAGUCGAGCCAGACUGCGCCAUCCGACGCGACUGAAGCAGCAGGGGAAGAUCGGUUCAAACGGCUGUACAAAGAAAAAUGCGCCGUGGAGAAAAUGUGUGAAGAUAAACAGCUGCUAAUUUUGUCCCUAGAGAAGAGGCUGAUUGAUCUCAGUCAAACACUUGAGAAGGUCAGAGAUGCCUUCCUGGAGAAAUCAGCCGCUCUGGAGGUAUUGCAGAAGAAGUGUGAUGAUCAGCAACAAUCUAUGGAUGACCUCCUGCAGCAGAACGCCGAUAAGGACCAGGAGAUCGCGUCACUGAAGACGGAGCUGGCCAAGCUCUCCCAGAAGUCUCCUGUGCAGCCCAAAACCAAGAGAGGCCUCCUCGCCAACAUCAGGGAAGCCGUGAAUUCUCCACGGAACAGUUCUCCUGGGCGCAAGCUACGGAAGACGGUCAAGACGGCGCACAGUUGAAGAGCAUCUGGACGAUAAGGAGAGAGAGAGAGAUUAUAUAAAAUCUCUCUUAAAUACGGGCAGUUUUUAUAGUAUAUGUAAAUAUUUAUUUUUCAGGUGUACUGUGUUUAUCGUGAUUGCAUUUUCCAUGUUCUUUUAAUCAAAUUAAAUCGCUGAAAAUUCUGUGUGAAGUCAAUAACUCCUACUAAAAUCUUUAUUUGCAAGUCUUGUGAUGGCCACAUCCAGUUACCUUUCUUGGGUGUGCUAUGUGCCAUUACUAAUGCACACUACAAUAGAACUAUCACACCAGGGAAUUAGUGCUUUGAAGGUGCUUAUAUCAAUCUUGUCCGACGAGGUCAUCCAUAAUCUGUACUCUGAGAAGUAAACCAUGAAAGACCCUGACAGGAUAAAGAGACCACGUACAA